Molecule: messenger RNA, 354 nt
Organism: Monosiga brevicollis MX1
Lineage: Eukaryota; Choanoflagellata; Craspedida; Salpingoecidae
Exons: 1
Coding region: 1-354 (117 amino acids)
Molecular function (GO): nucleic acid binding
Source: RefSeq, a predicted model, not a curated record
AUGCUGCAGCAAGUUGAAGACACCUCGGACGUCAAGGCCAUCCUCAACUGCAACGAUUGCAACCUCUUCAAAGCUAAGCGCCUUGCUCUGGCUGGCUUCGAUCGCGACCGCACGCCCCGCAUGCCUGGUGAACUGGUCGCUUCUGACAUGUUUGGCCCGCUUCGCUCCCCUAAUAUCAAAGGAGCGAGGUACAUCAUUGCCUAUCGAGAUGUGGCGACGGGCUUUCUCUGGCUCGACCCUGUCUGUCGCAAGGACGAUCUGGCUGAGAGCUUUGCUCGCCUGAUUCGCGACUCGCCCAUCCCCAUUCGCAUUGAUGAAGCCGACAUGCAGAAGCGCACCAUCAUCCAGAGAUAA